CUUUUCUUAAAUUCGUUUUUGAAGCGUCAAUAUGGCGUCAUCAUUUACAAGAGCUGAACGAUCAGGGAAUAUAUUCUACCGAGUGACAGGACUGAUCAGAUCUGGUCAACUACCUUGGGCAGAAAGGCCUUUAUGGUAUGAUGUCUACGUCGCACAUCAACCUUUGGAACCCCAUGAUUGGAAUGUAAAACAUGCCAGACACGAUGAGCCGGUGCGGAAAAUAUUCUACAACGAAGACUUAGUUAGAGCACAAUUCUAUAAAAAAUACCGAGGAGGUGUUAUAAAUCUGGAAAACCCAAGGGAAAGCUUAUCGCAGCAAUUUAUCAAGGAGUUCGAGACAAUUCAAACCGAAAAUAAAGAUAAGAAUCUAUCACAAGAAGAGCUUUUUCGAAAAACAGAAGAACGAAUGAAAGAAGCUGGUAUACAGUUGAGAUGAUAAUGUAUUUGUACAAAGUAGACGU
This is a messenger RNA of Cylicocyclus nassatus, 461 nucleotides long. NCBI's taxonomy places the organism in Eukaryota, Metazoa, Nematoda, Chromadorea, Rhabditida, Strongylidae. The record is from the annotation of a GenBank genome assembly.